Molecule: messenger RNA, 339 nt
Organism: Prorocentrum cordatum
Lineage: Eukaryota; Dinophyceae; Prorocentrales; Prorocentraceae
Source: the annotation of a GenBank genome assembly
AACAAGCAAGCAGCGAUGGCAGCAGCAGGUCAUGCAGACUUGCUGGGGCCGCGGCCCGGCGACGAGCAGAGCGCCUCUGCGGCGGCGGCGCCUGUCGACGCCGCUGACGCCCCAGCGAUGGCGACCCCCGUCAGGUCCAAUGCAGCGGCCUCGGUGACCGACGGCAGCCUAGCCGCGGGGUCACCGGGCACCAGCUCAGGGUCACCAGCCGUCGCUGCGCCGCUGGCCUCUGCGCGCAUGGGGCCCCGCAAGAAACUUGCGCAGGACGUGCGCCUGUCGCAGGGCAAGGCGCUGAGAUUGAUCAAGUCGCUCUCGAAGGAGAUCGAGGAAUCUGAUAAC